Pyrus x bretschneideri (Chinese white pear) is the source of this 2354-nucleotide messenger RNA. Its product is annotated as pentatricopeptide repeat-containing protein At1g03560, mitochondrial-like. Lineage: Eukaryota; Viridiplantae; Streptophyta; Magnoliopsida; Rosales; Rosaceae. The record is from RefSeq and is a predicted model, not a curated record. Bases 66 to 2081 code for a protein of 671 amino acids. Gene Ontology annotation, molecular function: protein binding. The transcript is spliced from 3 exons.
CACCGUUUCAGGCUUUCAGCUUGACUGAACUGAGCACACAGACGAACAGAACAGCCAAAACCCUGAUGAGAAGAACCCUACUGAGAGCUCCCCUCUCACUCUCAUCAGCCCGUAUUCUUCCUCCAAGACCUCCCCGUCCGUACAUCCAUGGAGGGUUUUCGUCGAAAGCUUCAAAUUCUCACUGUACGUCAAGUUUCAGCUCAAAUUCCAGGUGGGUUUUCACCAACUCUCUCCCUCCUCCCGAAUGGGUAGAACCUUUCAAUGACGUCUCUGAUGUAGUAUCGAACACACAAAAUUUUGACCCAUCUCCGUGGGUCGCUCAAAUUGUGAAUCUUUUAGAUGGGUCUCCUACAAUGGAGGCCAAUUUAGACUCUUACUGUCGCACAUUCUUGAUCAAAUUGUCUCCUAAUUUUGUUUCGUAUGUGUUGAAAUCUUCUGAGCUUCGUGGGAAGCCCAAAACCGCCUUGCGGUUCUUUGCUUGGGCUGGUAGCCAGAAGAAGUAUCAUCAUAAGCUUGACUGCUAUGUAUCUUUGAUUGAACUUUUAUCUGUGUGUCGUGAUUUGGACCGUAUUCGAUGUGUACUUGUUAAGCUUAAAGAAAUGAACUUUUUGAUGACUUCUUCAGCGGCAAAUUCUUUGAUUAAAAGCUUUGGAUGUCUUGGAAUGGUUAAUGAGCUGUUGUGGGUUUGGCGUCGAAUGAAGGAGAAUGGGAUUGAGCCUAGUUUGUACACUUAUAACUUUUUACUGAAUGGUUUGGUGAAUUCGAUGUUUAUUGAAUCCGCUGAGCGGGUUUUUGAGGUUAUGGAAGGCGGGAAAAUUGCACCGGACAUUGUGACUUAUAAUACAAUGAUUAAAGGGUAUUGUAAGGUAGGGAAAACCCAGAAAGCAAUGGAGAAGUUCAGAGCUAUGGAGGGGAGGAAUGUGGAACCUGAUAAGAUUACUUAUAUGACUUUAAUACAGGGGUGCUAUUCAGAAGGAGAUGUUGAUUCGUGUUUGGGUCUUUACCAAGAAAUGGGAGAGAAAGGACUUGAAAUUCCACCUCAUGCGUAUAGUUUAGUGAUCAACGGGCUUUGCAAAGGUGGGAAAUGUAUGGAAGGAUAUGCUGUAUUUGAAGAUAUGAUUCGGAAGGGAUGUAAAGCCAAUGUGGCAAACUAUACAGCAUUGAUCGAUUCAUAUGUGAAAUGUGGGAGCAUUGAGGAGGCAAUGAAGCUUUUCGAGAGGAUGAAAAAUGACAGGCUUGAACCAGAUGAGGUCACUUACGGGGUUAUCGUCAAUGGAUUAUGUAAGAGUGGGAGAGUGGAGGAGGCAAUGGAGUACUUUGCUUUUUGUGAAGGCAGGGGGAUGGCAGUUAACGCUAUGUUUUAUUCUAGUCUAAUCGAUGGUCUUGGAAAAGCAGGGAGGCUUGAUGAGGCUGAAAGGCUCUUUGAAAAGAUGGUAGUGAAGGGAUGUCCACAGGAUUCAUACUGCUAUAAUGCCCUUAUCGAUGCCCUGGCUAAAUGUGGAAAAGCUGAUGAAGCAUUAGCACUCUUUAAGAAAAUGGAAGAGGAAGGUUGUGAUCAGACGGUUUAUACAUACACAAUACUCAUCAGCGGACUUUUUAAGGAGCACAGAAAUGAAGAGGCAUUGAAGCUCUGGGACAUGAUGAUUGAUAAGGGCAUCACACCGAAUGUUGCUUCCUUCAGGGCCCUCUCUAUUGGGCUUUGUCUCUCAGGCAAGGUAGCCCGAGCCUGCAAGAUUUUGGAUGAGCUAGCGCCAAUGGGUGUGAUUCCUGAGACAGCUUUUGAAGAUAUGAUCAAUGUGCUGUGCAAAGCUUGCCGUUUAAAGGAAGCCUGCAAAUUGGCCGAUGGAAUUGUGGACAGAGGUAGGGAAAUACCAGGACGAAUCCGAACAGUUCUAAUCAAUGCCUUGAGGAAAGCAGGCAAUGCAGAUUUAGCUAUGAAGUUGAUGCAUAGUAAGAUCGGUAUUGGGUAUGACCGAAAGGGUAGCGUCAAAAGGCGAGUGAAGUUCCGAACUCUCUUUGACAAGCAGAAGAAUCUGAUCGGUUCCCUUGGCCUACAUGGCAUAUGUUGGAUGCAUUGGUGAUCUCUGUGUCAGUACCCAGGUGUGACCACUGUGAGGUGAAGGCCCCUACCCCGAGGAAUAGGGUUAUCAAUCUGUGAAGGAUCUAGACUGAUGCUUCGGUACUGGGAUAGGCCAAAAUCUGGUAUGCCCUACUCGUGUCAGCCAUUACUUUCAUCAUUAAUUUGCAAAGAUGCUUCUCUUUCUAAACCUCUACUUUGUGCAUGUACCCUUCGCUGUUUGAAUGUUGCAUUUUGUCUUGAUUUUCUUAUAAUUUUGGUCAUCUGGCUUGAAUCC